Molecule: messenger RNA, 631 nt
Organism: Asparagus officinalis (garden asparagus)
Lineage: Eukaryota; Viridiplantae; Streptophyta; Magnoliopsida; Asparagales; Asparagaceae
Exons: 2
Coding region: 60-290 (76 amino acids)
Biological process (GO): mitochondrial respiratory chain complex IV assembly
Cellular component (GO): mitochondrion
Source: RefSeq, a predicted model, not a curated record
AAACACCAUUAAGCAACCGCCUCUCUCUCGCUCGGGGGAGGAAGAAAUUAGCAGUGAAAAUGUCAUCUUUGGGAACAUCGAAAGGGAUGCUCGAGAUCGCCAAGUUCGCGGUGUACGUUAGCGUCCCGAUCGCCCUAACCUACGCCGUCGCCACCGAGUCCAAAACCCUACAGAAGCUUAUGGGACUCCGGCCUUAUGUAGUGUAUCCUCCUGAGGGUCCUAAACCCCCAUCGCCAGAGGAACUCCGGGAAAUGGCCAGAGAGUUGGCUCGCAAGAACAAUGCUCGUUGAUCCGAUUAUGUCGCUAUUAUGUGGUAACAUGCAACUCCUUGUGCUGCGAGGCUUGAAAAUGAUACCAGUAUCCUAUGCCUUCCGAGAAAUGGCUUCUGCUGCUUAUAUUUAAUAUAAAUACUUAAGCUCCGUCACUUUUUUUCCUUGCGUUGUUGUUUGUAUGGGAGAUCGUAUCUUCCUGUGGGAACAUCUACUUCCAAAAUAAGUUGCACCUUAAUGCAAAGGGCAAGGGGCAAAAAUCUUUGAAGCCUUGUGUGUGAGUACAGCUGAAGCUCAUUGAGAUUGUAAUAGGAGAUGUUUUGUGUACAAUAAUGACUAUUUAAUAGAGGGCUUAUUUGAUA